This is a messenger RNA of Ilyonectria robusta, 851 nucleotides long. RefSeq lists its product as uncharacterized. The record is from RefSeq and is a predicted model, not a curated record. The transcript has a single exon. NCBI's taxonomy places the organism in Eukaryota, Fungi, Ascomycota, Sordariomycetes, Hypocreales, Nectriaceae. Bases 181 to 759 code for a protein of 192 amino acids.
GUUCCUCUUUGUCCUCCGAGCUUUCCGUUGUGCUCUGGAACAAGGCGUUGAUGGUCAAAGAAACAACUGUCGGAACGUUCAGAUGCUGCCUAGGAACUACGUACAAAUACUCCACGAAAUUCGGAUGCCAACUCCAGCAACCUCACCCAGUCAAUCCCACCACAACCAAUUACCAGAGAAAUGGACUUCAAUAUGAACAUGGGCAUCAACUUCCUGGAUAACUCGGGAUCUCAGGUCCACGGCUCUGCUCCCAACGUGAACCAAGCACCCGAGGAUCCGUACCAACUGCACUCGAGCUCACUGGAGCGAUCGGCCAUCAAGGAGUGGUUGAUCCACUUCCUCACCAACAACAGCGACAUCAUCGGGAUGAUCCAGGCCCUGAAUCUGGAUAAGGAAGCCGAGAAGCGCGAAAUGACCAAGCGUUCGCUCGUCGUGCAGCAGAUGAUUCAAAAUUUGUUUAAUUGCGAGGUUCUGGCAGAGAGGCUGCUGCUCCUCCAAGACGCGUCGUUCUACCACGUGAAGAGAGCCGAGCUCCAAGACACCUACGAGCAGCUCAAGGAGGCCAUAGGAGAUCCAGUUCCGAAUCAGUGUUGGAACUGGGAGGCGGCUCUCGAGAAGAUGGCCAGCAAGGAUCCCAACAUGUCAGCCUUGUUCUUGAAGCCCAUGGAAGCAAAGCAGAGCAGCAGGCGAGAUUACAAGCGAAAUUACAGGCGAGGUCGGACGGGAUACCAACGCGGGAAUGAGAUUGCAAACAAUUAAUAGACAUGGCCUGCGAAGGAGCUAUAGAGCCAGAUAGACUAAACGCCAAUCAAUAUUCGGCUGGUAGCCACCAACAAAUUGAACCUGAAAUA